Molecule: messenger RNA, 1231 nt
Organism: Ilex paraguariensis (yerba mate)
Lineage: Eukaryota; Viridiplantae; Streptophyta; Magnoliopsida; Aquifoliales; Aquifoliaceae
Source: the annotation of a GenBank genome assembly
AUGGCUAGUGACUUUGCCAUUGCACAGUUCCGUUUUCUGGAGAGACUUGUUGUUGUCCACGGACAUUGGUGCUAUAAGAGAAUUGCUCAGAUGAUUUGCUAUUUCUUCUACAAGAAUAUAGCUUUUGGCCUGACAAUCUUCUACUUUGAGGCAUUUACUGGUUUUUCUGGGCAAUCGGUUUAUGAUGAUUGGUACAUGUUGCUGUUCAAUGUUCUUCUUACCUCACUUCCUGUCAUUUCACUUGGUGUUUUUGAGCAAGACGUUUCUUCUGAGAUUUGCCUACAGUUUCCAGCAUUGUAUCAGCAAGGACCCAGAAACUUGUUCUUUGACUGGUAUAGGAUUUUUGGGUGGAUGGGAAACGGUCUUUAUUCCUCUCUCAUUAUUUUUUUCUUUAGCAUUAUCAUCUUUUAUGACCAAGCCUUCCGUGUCGGAGGCCAGACUGCUGACAUGACUGCUGUGGGCACCGCUAUGUUCACUUGCAUCAUCUGGGCUGUCAACGGCCAAAUUGCUCUCACAAUGAGUCAUUUCACAUUCAUACAACACUUCUUUGUCUGGGGCAGCAUUGCUUCUUGGUAUCUAUUUCUUUUCCUUUAUGGCAUGCUGUCACCAAAAUAUUCUGGUAACGCCUUUCAAAUCCUCGUAGAAGCUCUAGCUCCUGCCCCAAUUUACUGGUCAACCACCCUCUUAAUAACAGUGGUCUGUAAUCUCCCUUACCUUGCUCACAUAUCUUUCCAAAGAUCUUUCAACCCAAUGGAUCAUCAUGUUAUUCAAGAAAUCAAAUACUACAAAAAAGACAUUAAGGAUCGACAUAUGUGGAGAAGAGAGCGGUCCAAAGCAAGACAGGAGACCAAGAUUGGGUUUACAGCAAGAGUAGAUGCAAAGAUUAGGCAGUUGAGAGCAAGGCUGCAGAAGAAGCAUUCACAGAUGAGUCCACAUAGUGUAAUGCCCCAAAUAUAAUUAUAACCCAUAUUGUUUUUUUAAUUAUUUGGUUCUUCUGUAACAUAGGGUUUUUGGCCAUUUGCAAUUUCAUUCUGUGGUGUUUUUAUAAUCCAUCUUGUAAUUUUUGUCUAGUAUAGUGGGGUUCUUUGAAGUCGAUGGUUACACCAGAGCACUGAGGCUGUUGAAUGUACAAUAUUUAUAGGAUUUUGGUACAGCUUGUGGAAAUUGUUGAUAUCUAUUUGCUUUCCUCGAUUGCAUUUCCCAUAUCAAUGGACAUGAUCAUGGUUUGAGA